CUUCACGCCUUCUAACAGGGAGUUCCACCUUCUAUUGAUAAAACCUAAGAAACAAACCACAUUUAAAACAGUGGUGCAGAGAAUUUAGGAAUAUGGAGAUUGUGUACCAGUAAGGAUAUUGGUGCAUCAGAAAAAAAGUCUCUCAAUCAGUGUUGUUUUUCCUGUCUAAAUAUGGACCUUUGUUAUAUUUCAAAGAUUUUUCUGCUUGCUUAUAUUGCAUUGCAAGGAACAGCUGCAAAAAAUGGUCUUCUGUAUGAAUAUGGAAAUGCAACUGACAGUCUAAGCAAAAACGAAGAUUAUGGUUCUGUGGCAAUAAAGUUCACUGUCAACUUCCCCCUUUUUGGAAACACCUAUUCUUCUCUUUAUCUGUGCAACAAAGGAUUGCUGACCUUCACUGCAAGUUACUGUGUUUAUGCAACAGCAGAUUUUCCUAUUAAGGGGUCCGUUCCCUUUAUUGCCCCGUUUUGGGCAGACCUUUAUAACGUACUAUCCGGUGACAUUUACUACCGGCAGAGCAAUGAUUCCACCCUGCUGGCAAAUGUAACUAAAGACAUCAAUAAAUACUUUCCAGAAGUAACAUUUUCUGCCAAGUGGGUCUUUAUAACGACAUGGGACAAGGUGCCACGGUUUCCAGGAGCUGCCAGUCAGGCGAAUACAUUUCAGGUUGUUCUUGCCACAGAUGGAACCAGUUCAUUUGUUCUUUUUAACUAUGCUAUAAUUCAGUGGUCAUUCCUUGCAGUGGCUGGGUUGAACAGUGGAAACAUUACAGGAUACUAUCAAUUAAAUAAGCCAAAGGAAAUUUCGUUCAACUGGACAAACUCAAGUAACGUUAAUUAUCCUGGGCGGUGGGCUUUCAAAGUAGACAAGUCACAGCCUGAAGGUAUGUAUGAAAGCUAAGUAUAUUAAGGAAUUACACAGUACAGUCUCUGCCACCAUCGGAUAGAAAAUGCUGCCUUAGUCCCUGGUUAAUACCAAGAAUAAAGAAAAAAAUAGGUAAAGGACAAAGCUAAUAUGCUGCCUGUAAGUUCAUUUUGCUAUUCUGUUCAUUCUGCACACUGAUUCAGCCAUCAAAUAUAUAAUUAUUGGUUUCUUCUAUUUAAAAAUAUGUCCAGGUUUCUAAACUUGUGAGUUAUAAUUGUAUUUGCCCUUACAGUAGACCUUUAUGUUCUGGUACAAUGUAUUAAAAUGAAACUGAAAUUCUCAAAGCUAUACAUCUGAACGGUAUGGUUAAAAUUGCUGAAUAUUUUUGGCCAAUUUCAAUGGGUUAAAGUUAUAAAGUUCAUUUUCGAAUCAAGCGACGUAUUCAAAAUCGACCGGAAAAUACAAUCACAUUUCUUGCCGCAAAACUUCACAUCGUGCUUUCUUUAUAAUGUAAACAAAAUGACAGGGAGACAUCACAUUUAUAAAAUACAUGAAAUAAAAUGAAGUGCCGUUAACAUAA
Molecule: messenger RNA, 1441 nt
Organism: Xenopus laevis (African clawed frog)
Lineage: Eukaryota; Metazoa; Chordata; Amphibia; Anura; Pipidae
Product: sushi, nidogen and EGF-like domain-containing protein 1
Exons: 7
Coding region: 172-897 (241 amino acids)
Source: RefSeq, a predicted model, not a curated record